AGAUCAGCGCUGCAUUGGGAUUUCCUGAGGGUCUCCUCAGCCUUGGCUCACGCCGGGUUAGUGUGAAGGACUCUUCGUCCGCCGCUUGGACCGGUCCGUCGGCUCUCUGCGUGGACUCUGGAAGCUCAUGGACAGCUUUGAUAAUCUCAGCGCCUCGGAGAAGGCAGAAGCGUCGGAGCUUCAGAAGAUGAUCGCUAUAGAGCAGCAGAAGGCCCAGUUCCAGGCUCAGGUGCACAGUUUCACAGACGUGUGCUGGGACAAGUGUGUGGAUAGUCCAGGCUCCAAGCUGGACUACCGGACAGAGACAUGUCUGCAGAACUGUGUGGAGAGGUUCAUUGACACCACCUUAACCAUCACCAACCGCUUCACACAGAUGGUGCAGAAGGGCACUCACUGAUCAUGGACCUGAUCCAGAAGGACGAUUUACUCAGAAGCUACCCGUGUUGUAUCAUGCGGAUGGGAGAGGACCAUAUGUUUCGGGCUCUGGAGAUGUGGGAUGAAGUCUCUCAUGUUUCUGGAAGUAAAUCAGUUUGGAAACUCGCACAUAAUCUAUGUUCUGGUGUGAGAUCCUUGCAAGUUGUAAAAGGUUUGACAAGGAUUCUGAUAGAAUCCAGUGAUGAUGAUCAGGCGGAGGUCUUAAAUGAUAUUAAAGUCUUUAAAUAUUGUGCUCUUUUUUUCUGUCUAGGUGAAAGACAUAGAAGUACAUAGAUGGCUUAUAUUCUUCGAUUUACGUAACAAUCCAGUUUAUUUGACAAACAGUGUUAGCGAAAAGUAUACAUACCUUCUACUGUUCCCCAUUCUGUUUAGUGAUUUUAAAACUAGUGGUGCACCGAUUACAGUUUUCUUUUUGAUCACUAAUCUAAUUUAUGGAUUCAGAUUUUGACCAUUUAUCAAUGUUUGGUUUUUUUAAUAACUGACACUGUCAGGUGUUAUAACAUCACAAUACACCUUCAAUGUUCCAAUCUUGUAUUAUUGAAAUAUACAGGAGGCAGUUGUCUCAAAUUAAUAAAUAUUAUUUGGCUAUUU
This is a messenger RNA of Xiphophorus maculatus (southern platyfish), 1026 nucleotides long. It is a transcript of the gene timm8b, whose product is annotated as translocase of inner mitochondrial membrane 8 homolog B. The record is from RefSeq and is a predicted model, not a curated record. The coding region runs from base 128 to 397 and encodes 89 amino acids. Lineage: Eukaryota; Metazoa; Chordata; Actinopteri; Cyprinodontiformes; Poeciliidae. The transcript is spliced from 2 exons.